Hemiscyllium ocellatum (epaulette shark) is the source of this 5100-nucleotide messenger RNA. It is a transcript of the gene sphkap, whose product is annotated as SPHK1 interactor, AKAP domain containing. The record is from RefSeq and is a predicted model, not a curated record. The transcript has 12 exons. Gene Ontology annotation, molecular function: protein kinase A binding. Lineage: Eukaryota; Metazoa; Chordata; Chondrichthyes; Orectolobiformes; Hemiscylliidae. Gene Ontology annotation, cellular component: cytoplasm. The coding region runs from base 1 to 5100 and encodes 1699 amino acids.
AUGACCUCAGAUCUGCGGUGGUCCGCUUGUCAACGUGUCCUGUGCAGUAACAGUUUAUUGGACUCUGCGGAAUAUUGGUUACGGAAUGAGAAGAAACUUUGUCAAGUUGGAUUCUUGGAAGAUAAGGCACGAAAUAGAUGCCCUACGAUCUGUUUUGUAAAUCUUGAUGGAGUGGAUGCAAAGAGCAAUAGUAAAGAACUCCAACAGAAAUUAGUUACUGUGUCCCCUGACCUUCCAUACCUUAUCAAUUCUUUAAAUGUCUGCCAAAUGAAAGAUAAUGAACUCAUCCUUGUGAGUGGGUUGAUUUCUCCAGGAAGCUGUUAUGACAAUUCAGAUGAUUCCCAGUGUGACAGACCCCCUGAUGUUUGUUUAGUUCAAUCAGCCAGAAGGUGCCAGAAGAAUGAUAUAGCCUGUGUCAUUUAUGAAAUAAAUAAAUGUAUGAUUGGCUUGGACUACGUUAAAGGAAAGAAAAUACAUCUUCAGCGCACCACCAAUUGCAAGUCAGGCGAUGACACCAAUUGUUCUGUAUCAUCCAUUGAAGAAGACUUUCUGACUGCCCCUGAGCACUUCGAUGAUGAGGAGGAUGAAGCUCACAGUGUCUUAGGUGAUCCUCUGAAUAUUAUUGGUUCAGACCCAGCAACAGAUACCACAAAGACUAGAGGAAAGACUAAGGGCCUCUUGCAGAUGCGACAGAACAAAGGCAAUGUAUUUCUUCAAAGGACAUGUAAUCCAGAGGAUACUUCAGUGUCCCAGAAUGCAAGUGAGACAAGCUCUCAAAACACUGUACAGACCCUUUACUGUGAAACCAGCUAUGUAACUGUGGACGGGCACAUAAGCAGGCAUAAUCCAGAAGAAAAAUCUCAACAAGAAACAUUCCCCAGCAAUGUCUCUGGGGAACAUGGUUUGGAGGAAGAACACAAAAAUUGCACAACUGAAUGUAUUAAUGAGGAUCUUCAGAGGAACUCCCUAACAGAGUUUGUUGAAACACAGAACACUGAUGAUAAACUUAGUGUCUCUUCAUCGAUGGAGGAGAAUCCAAAUGUGGAGGGUGAAUAUGCCUCAAACUUAGCAGAGUCUGUCUUGCAAGAUGCCUUCAUUAGACUAUCCCAAUCAGAAUGUACUUUUACCACAGAGGCUGCUGUUAGCAUCUCUGCAGAAAACAAUGAUACUCUUUCAACCAGCAGUCUCAAAGCAGAGACAACAAACCCUCCUUGUCCAUGGAAUGUUCUUCCUAAAAUCGUUAUUGUACAAAGUCCAGACAACUGCGAGAACACUCCAGAAUGGCAAGAACAGUUCAGUCCAACAAUGGCAUCAGACCUGGACUCAAGUCCCUUGAGUGAAUCGCCACCCUGUGUACAGGAACAUGUGAUGGACCAUAAGAAUUCUGAGACAAGUGAAUUGCCUCCCAGUUCUGUGGAGGUAGCACUAGUAUGUGCAGCCAGUGUUGUAGGAACUGUUUCAAGCCCUUAUGUUGCUGAAAGUCUGCAGUUAGACCGAGCCUUGUAUGAUACAGACAAUCUAUCCUGUAAUAGGAAUGAAAACAGAACAUUAUUAAAUGGUUCUAGAUGUGAUGAAAUGAAAUUCUCAUUCUCUUCAGCACUCUAUGGUGUCACCCAAGUGGUCAGUGCCAUAGGAAUUGCAGGUGGACUAACUGAUGAACAAGACAACAGAUUUUCUGCUACUUCAAGUGGUUUCGUAUCUGCAGCUGAGACCUUUCCUGCAGUUACUCUCCGGGGUAGUGUGAGUGUUGGAAGUUGUGCCGAAACAUUUGCUUGUAACGUUGCUGAGGUAUUGCUCAAAGAAGCAGCCACUGUUCUUGCAAAACCAAACCACUAUAAAACUGUUGGUGAGCUCAUGGAUUCUAUGGACAAAAAGUUAAUAGAAACAGAGACGAAUCCAAAAGUCUCUCGCUGGGAGGAAUUGUCAAGGGAUGACUUUGCCCAUAAUAUAUCAGAUUUAAUUCUGAAACAUUCUUUCCAAGAAGCAAAUAAAAAAGUAGGAAUAACAAACCUGGUGAAAGAAAAUCAUUCAGGUGUGAAUCCAACCAGCUUGUUUAUUGAGAGUACAAAUAAAGUUCUCUUCAGCAUAAUGCACUCCACUUGUAGAAAAAUCAAGGACAUUAUAAGAAGUAAUGAUGCUUCCAUGGUCUUUCAAGAAGAUGAAGCCAACAGCUGGAAGGGUUUGGAAAAUACUAUCAAACAGAAGGAUGGGAUUACACAGAAUUAUCAUAAUAAUGACAGUUUCGAAGACAUUGGCCAACCCAGCACUGCUGUUUCUGUUCAUGAGAGCCUAAUAGACUCUACAAACGCAAAUAAAAAAGGAUUUGAGGAAUCAGGCUUUUCACAACAAGUUAAUCUGAACUCUGUGUGGUUUUGCAGUAGACGAGGUAGUGACUGUCCAAACAACAUGCAUAAUUUGACUGACCAACAGAGAUCAAAGAUUGUCAGUGCUACCGAUUACGUUACACCACAACACCAUCAGAAAACAUGUGAUAAAGACACAAGUUUAUGUUCCUCUAUCGGCAUGUAUGAGACAGAUGUGGGAUGUAAUGAUGCCAUGCCAACACAAACAUGUGGUUAUAGUAAUGUGCUUGCAGAAAGCAGAGAAUUGGUGAGAACCAAAUCUCAGACAGAGAGAGAACAGAACUUACUUUUGAUAAAUGCCCAAAAUGCCUUAAGUCCACCUAAAUCUUCAUUCCAUGUUAUGCAAUCAGCAGAAGCAAACCUUUCAAUAAAUGGAUUUGCUGACCAGAUAUCUAAGACAGUUGUUUCCAUGGCGACAGAGAUGGCAGCUAUUUGCCUUGAAAAUACAAAUGCUAAGCAGCCAUGGUUUUGUCCUUGGAAAAGAAGACUAGGAGAUCCUGAAAAUUUCAUAGUUCCACAGUCAUCCUCAUCCAGAGUAGUCAUGAGGAGUAAAGAAUCCCAAAGCAUCUCUCCAGUUGGCAAAAGACUGAAGCCACCCAGACUUAGUGAGAUUAAAAGAAAAACGCAGGAACAACCUGAGCUCAAGGAAAAACUAAUGAACAGAGUGGUUGAUGAAUCGUUGAACUUUGACGAUGCCUUGGAGCCAAUAAGCUACUUUGUUAAUGAGUCACCUGGAAAAAUAGUAAACUCGGCUGAACUAGCCAUGGUUGACUCUGUGAAGCAAGGUCUGGGCCUGACCAGAAAUAGGUUGCUGUGUGAGAGGUGGAGCAGGGGAAAGGCCUCCAGUUAUGAGAGCAUUCCAGAAGAGGACAUUGAUUCCAGCAGUUCGUGGGCUGCCCUGGGUGCCAUAGCUAAACUUGGCCAGCCAAUAAGCAGGGCCAGUUCCAUCUCCAAGCAGUCAAGCUGUGAGAGUAUCACUGAUGAAUUUUCCAACUUUAUGGUUAGUCAAAUGGAAAAUGAAGGAUGGGGAUUUGAUUUCCUGCUGGAUUAUUAUGCUGGCAAGCACGCUAGCAAUAUCUUAAACGCGGCACUCCAACAGGUAUGCAGAAAAAAUGGGCAUCUUAGCGUCAGUGCAUCCUGUCUUUCAAAACAAUCUAGUACGGAAAGCAUUACAGAGGAGUUUUACAGAUACAUGCUCCAGGAACUGGAUAAAGAAAGCAAAGAAAAUAAAAACAACAAGGAAUUGCAAGUGCCAUCUGCUAGAACAAUCAUGUGUUUCAGGCAGUCAUCAAUGCCAGAUAGACGAACAUCAGAGGAGAGAUUAACAGUAACUCCUCCCAUGAAAGCAAAUUCCUUUGAUGGCUUUGCCCAAAAUGAUCGCAGGAAUGCGUUAGAUAUACGUAUGGGAGACACAGCAUUGUCCACUAACCUCUAUAAAUCUUUAACAGAUUCUUGUUUGUAUCAGAAGUGCAAAACUGACCAUAUCACUGAUAUGCUGAUAAAUGAAACUUGGUCAAAUUCUAUUGAGGCUCUAAUGCGAAAGAAUAAAAUCAUCUGUGAUGACACCAGCAGUCAGAAUGCUGAGCAGCCAUCAAAUGGAGGCCAGCCACAUGUUGAAAAAUAUGCCACUGGGAUAGUUUCAGAUACUGUUCAAUGUGGCAAGUUAUCCAUCAGUAGUAAGCAGGAUUCCAUUGGAUAUGCAUCCCAUGACUCUGGAACAAAAAACAAAAGAUGCGAGGCACCCAUCCAACACAAAUUAGAGAAAGCAAAAGUAGUGACUGAAAAGAUGUGUUUCACAUCAAAUGAUUGGGCAACUGUGAAGAGAAAGCAGUUGUCCCGCUGUCCGAGGGAAGUCCCUUUAAUUCAUAUAGAGGAUGAUCAAAGAGAAGAUAUCAAGGAAUGCCUUCCGACAAAGAUAACCUGUGAUACUAAGGUACUGGCUGAAAAGAGACCAGUGGAAAGGAAACUUCCAGAAGUUGAUGGUGAAUGGCAUACUGAGUCUAGUUCAAUAACAGCCAGCAGAUGGACAGAUGAUACAACAUUAAUGCAGUUGUUGCAUAGUCAUGAUGAACCUGUUAAGUCUCCAGCAGAGCCACCCAUAAGCGUUCUGAAGAAUCCGACACCAGCAGCAACAGAGAAGGUCGGAGCUGAUGAGCUUCCAUGCAGUUUGAGUACCAGCGACGAUAGCAUGGGGAGCUGGUCACAGCUCGUUAAUGAAGAAGACCAUGCAGAAGACAGCAGUAGCUAUCUUCACCUUAGUGAAAGCAAUGGGAACAGCAGCGCUUCGAGUAGCCUUGGCUUAGUGGAUCUGGAUACCUACCAGGAAACCCUUUCAUCACGUGCUUUACCCAGUGAACUCGUAAGCGGAAAGGAGCCAGUGAGACAUAAUACGGAGCAUUUGGAUGAAAGCACAUCUCAAUUAGCAAUGGGUGCAGUCAGUUGCCACAGAGAGUUUCUUGUGCUGAAUUUUGACGUGAGCCCUGAAUGUGUUGACUCAGAAUUGCGAGCAAUCUUGCAGUGGAUAGCUGCUUCUGAACUUGGUUUUCCAGUGAUUUACUUCAAAAAAUCCAAGGAAAAGAAGAUUCAAAAGUUUUUAGAUGUUGUCCACUCUGCUCACAAGAAAGCUUGGAAGCUCAAAGAUCUGUUUCUUGCAAUUCUGCAAUAUUGUAAAGUGCAGGAGGAGGGAGGAAGCCUUUCAACAAGAAGUCUAUUUGACUGGCUUCUUGAAUUCAGCUAA